This is a messenger RNA of Petromyzon marinus (sea lamprey), 978 nucleotides long. It is a transcript of the gene RPS3, whose product is annotated as ribosomal protein S3. Gene Ontology annotation, molecular function: RNA binding; structural constituent of ribosome. The record is from RefSeq and is a predicted model, not a curated record. Gene Ontology annotation, cellular component: nucleus; cytosolic small ribosomal subunit. Lineage: Eukaryota; Metazoa; Chordata; Hyperoartia; Petromyzontiformes; Petromyzontidae. Gene Ontology annotation, biological process: positive regulation of apoptotic signaling pathway; translation.
CACCCGGGGGGGCGGAGCACUUCCGCGUCACGUGGAACCUCCCUCUCGAGCCCUCUUCACGCGACCCCCGGGCGCGUCACUUCCUUUCCCGCUCCAGCCGCCAUCAUGGCAACGCAGAUGUCCAAGAAGAAGAAGUUUGUGGCCGAUGGAGUCUUCAAGGCCGAGAUGAACGAGUUCCUGACUCGGGAACUCGCUGAAGAUGGCUACAGCGGCGUGGAGGUGCGCGUCACGCCGACCCGCACGGAGAUCAUCAUCCUCGCCACCAGGACCCAGAAUGUGCUGGGAGAGAAGGGACGUCGCAUCCGCGAGCUCACGUCCGUCAUCCAGAAGCGAUUCAACUUCCCUGAGGGCAGCGUUGAGCUGUACGCGGAGAAGGUGGCGAACCGUGGCCUAUGCGCCAUCGCCCAGUGCGAGUCGCUGCGCUACAAGCUGCUCGGAGGGCUCGCUGUCCGCAGGGCAUGCUAUGGCGUGCUGCGCUUCAUCAUGGAGAGCGGUGCCAAGGGCUGCGAGGUGGUGGUGUCGGGGAAGCUGCGCGGCCAGCGCGCCAAGUCCAUGAAGUUUGUGGACGGCCUCAUGAUCCACAGCGGUGACCCCGUCAACCACUACGUGGACACCGCCAUCCGCCACGUGCUCCUGCGCCAGGGGGUGCUGGGCAUCAAGGUGAAGAUCAUGCUGCCCUGGGACACGACGGGCAAGAUGGGCCCCAAGAAGCCGCUCCCAGACAACGUGAGCAUCGUGGAGCCCAAGGAUGAGGUGCUGCCCACGGGCCCCGUCUCUGAGCAGAAGGGCAGCAAACCUGAGCCCACCAUGCCUGUGGCACAGCCGCCUCCCACGCCAGCCGUGCCCACCGCCUAAGGCCACCUCUGGGGAAGAUAUGGUGGAAGGUUGCUGACAAGGGUGCUGGAGGACGACAGUGACCUGGGAACAGCGCGCACAGUCAUCCGUGUAAAAAAUAAAAGCCGUCUUGAGUUAAACCCA